Dicentrarchus labrax (European seabass) is the source of this 7282-nucleotide messenger RNA. It is a transcript of the gene flrt2, whose product is annotated as fibronectin leucine rich transmembrane protein 2. The transcript is spliced from 2 exons. The record is from RefSeq and is a predicted model, not a curated record. The coding region runs from base 1146 to 3128 and encodes 660 amino acids. Lineage: Eukaryota; Metazoa; Chordata; Actinopteri; Moronidae. Gene Ontology annotation, molecular function: protein binding.
AAGCCAUCACGGAGCUGCUGGAGGAGAUGCAUUCUUUAUUCUGAGGAGGGGAGGAGGGACAGAGGGGAGAGAGAGAGAGAGAGGGAGAGAGAGAGGUGAGCAGAGCACACACGUCGCACUAUCAACUGAAUCCAUCUAAGAAAACAACUCGCAGGGAGUCCGGGUCUGAGCUGCGUACACACUGAAGGCAAGUUUGCGCUCCUCCACUGAAACAGCGCACCGGACGGACGCAGCUGGCCGUCAUGGCCCGUGGCGGAUCAGGCGGCGGACACUUCGGCGAGUGCGUCCUCGUUCGGGCAGAGUGUGGAAGGGGAGAAGUGGGCUCUGCGAUCACCCUGCCGCCGCUUUCUUCGGUCCUCAUGCGCUGCACACGGUGUUGAGUUGAAGCGGAGGAGCUCCGUUGUGAAGCGCCCGGGAGCUGGGAAAACUAAGAAAAAAAGAAAAAAGUGCUGCUGGUGGUGUUGGUGGUGGACAGCGGUGCGGACAGGACGCGCAGCCACAACCGAGGGGGACCCUUGCAGGGAAAUAUGCUGUUCCGUAGACUCACCGGGCUCACGCUGCUGAUCGGAACCGGCUCGCACCAGCUUUACCGAACGGACCUUUACGCGCGGGCGUACGGUAGGACCGCAUGAAGGACGGAGGCUCAGAGAAAGGGGAAAAGUUGAACGCGGUAGCGUAAUGGAUAAAGGCUCGCCAAAGGUCUCUGGAUCCAAAUGUCACCCCCCUUGGACUCUGCCCUGGUCGGGGACCAGCAGUGUGUGACGGACAGGCGAGUGGAGCCUGUGGCGGCUCUCUACUCCGUGGCUUCAAAUUGCCCCUGGCUGAGCUCUGCAUGGAGCAACGAGUGAAGAGUCCUGCUAUGGUCUGAUGUCUCAGCAUGGAUGGAGUCAGUCAGAGGACCGGCCACCACUAAUGAGACCAUCGCUCUUCAGCUGAGGACUAGCAUUUACAGGAUUACUCCCACGGUUUCCUGCUCUUUUGCCAGCUAACUGCAUCAUUACCAAACUCUCCUAGGUGGACCUUUGGUGGGUCUGUUUUUUUGGUGGAUAUAUACGUCAUUGCCUUUCUGAUUUUCAUAUAUAGUUUUAUUCCCUCCCACUUCUUUUUUAUUGUUGGUUUCCCUUUUCCUGUUUUGUUUUUCCACUAUGGAGUUUCUUGCUGGACCCUGGAAUAAAGAUUGGGCUUCAUUCUUGCAAUUUUGGUUGACUGUCAUCCUAAGCCUCCAAAUGCAAUUCAGCCCGGGUGCCUCUUGCCCGGAGGAGUGUCGUUGUGACAACCAGUUUGUGUACUGCAAUGAACGCAGCCUGACAUCAGUGCCUCUGGGGAUGAAGGAGGGCUACAAGGUCCUCUACCUACAUAACAACCAGAUAAACAAUGCUGGCUUCCCUAUGGAACUUCACAAUCUGGCUUCCGUGGAGACUGUGUAUCUCUACGGCAACCAGCUGGACGAGUUCCCCAUCAAUCUGCCCAAAAACACCAGAGUCCUGCAUCUCCAGGAGAACAAUAUCCAAACCAUCUCCAAGGCAGCCCUGGCCCAGCUGACUCGACUAGAAGAGCUGCACCUUGAUGAUAACUCCAUCUCCACAGUGGGGGUGGAAGAAGGGGCCUUUAGGGAGGCAGUAAGCCUCAAACUCCUCUUCCUCACCAAGAACCACUUAAGCAGCGUUCCCAUUGGCCUUCCUGAGGACCUUAAAGAGCUGCGGUUGGACGAAAACCGCAUUGCCGUCAUUGCAGAGGAGGCCUUUCAGAAUGUGACACGCCUGCAGCGCCUCCUGCUGGACGGGAAUCUGCUAACGGAUGAGGGCAUUGCACCAGGGACCUUCCAGGACCUUGUCAACCUCCGUGAGCUGGCUCUGGCCCGCAAUUCACUCACCUUCCCCCCUCCCCUUCUACCCAGCCAGUCACUGGUCAAACUCAGCCUGCAGGAGAACCAGAUUAACCAGAUCCCUGUGGCAGCCUUCGCUGCCUUAAAUAGGCUGGAAAAACUGGAUAUCUCCAGUAACCAGCUUCAGACUCUUACACAGGGUGUGUUCGAUGGCCUGUCAAGCCUAAGGCAUCUCAUGGUGCGAAAUAACCCCUGGCGUUGUGACUGUGCUGUGAAGUGGGUGGUGGUGUGGCUCAAGUCUUUGCCUUCCACCAUCAACGCCCGAGGGUUCGUGUGCCUGAGUCCAGAAAAGGUGCGUGGCAUGGCAAUCAGAGAACUCACGCUGGAUAUUAUAGAGUGCCCGGUUGAUGGUGACCUGCCGCCCUGGCCCACCCUCCGCUCCACACCCCCUCCCCCACCCACAACCACCCCUGUCACCACCAUGAUCUCCACCCUCAUCACCACAUCCAUCCCUUACUACUUUGACUCACCCUCCCCUCCCUUACCCCCGAUCCAUAACAACCCUCCUGGGCCCCUGCCUCCUUACGAGGACCCCCUUCAGAUCUCCUUCCACGUGGUCAACUCCACCAAUAUCGAGGUGAGCUGGGCGUCCUAUUUCACCGUCACAGCCUACAAGGUCACGUGGGUCAAAAGGGGCCAAAGCCAAAUAAACGAAGGAAUGCGGGAGAGGACUGUGAGCGGGGACCGGCGGCAUAUUAGCCUGACAAACCUGGAGCCCCGGUCUGUGUAUCGGAUCUGCGUGCACGUGCUGGACACCCUUAACUCCUACAGACCCGGAGAGGAUACUAUAUGCUCUGAGGCCAGGACCAAGGCUGCCGUGUCCACUAAGCCUCCUGGUAGAGAGCAAGCUCCUGAGGAGAGCAUCAACUCCACGCUGCUAAUGGCUGGGAUCAUAGGUGGGGCGGUGCUUAUCAUCCUGGUAACGCUGCUCAGCCUGUUCUGCUGGCACAUGCACAGGAAGAGCCGGUCAUCUUCGACCAAGUGGAAAUACAACCGGGGCAGGAGAAAAGACGACUACUGUGAGGCUGGAACCAAGAAGGAUAACUCCAUUCUGGAGAUGACUGAGACCAGUUUCCAGAUAGUGGCGCUGAACAAUGAGCAGCUGCUCAAGGGAGAUUUCCGUAUUCAGCCCAUCUACACGCCCAACGGGGGCAUUGGAUUUAGAGACUGUCACCUCAGUAACAACAGCAUAGCCUACUGCAAGAGCAGUAACGUGCCCAGUACAGAGUUCUGCCACACGUGAUGCAGCAGCGAAUAGUACAGAGGCAUUCACACACAUACAUACACACACACACACACACACACACACACACCAAAAAAACUAACAAUACAUGCAUACACACACACACACACACAUCAUUUGUGUAGACAACAAAAAACAUAAAAAUUCUAGUCAAAUAUAACUGUACUAUAUAUAUUUCCAAGUUCUGUCUACGAUGUAAUUUAUACUGUGGAUAAUAAUGUGGGAUUCUCUGCUAUCUUUUUUAUUCUUAGAAAAAGAGAUACAAGUGUUUCUUUUUUUAUAACCAGCAGGGUUUUGAAAGUUGUUUUAAUGGUCAGUACUGUACAUGAACAUGGAUUUGUACAAUCACGGCACCCUGGGUGUAGCUUCUGACGAACGCUGUCAGCCUUGGAAAUGUAAGGGCGCUUAGAGGGCUGGGAUCCUUUGCUAACCACAGAAGCAAAAUAUGGCCUUUUUUGCGUUUUGAAACACUGCAAACGCUCCCCAGUACAGCAGAACAGUAGUAAAGACAACACAGCACAGGGGAAAUCCAAACACUGCUGAUUAGAGCGCGGUGGAAAUAUAGCACUGGUUCACUGGUGGCAUGUUGUAAAAAGGAACUGAAGUGCACUUUCUUAUUAAUGGAAGCAAGGCAGGAAAUGAGAAGAGGUGGUGAUCGCGUGUAAGGGAUGGUGGAUGGUUGUUUAAGGAGAAUGUCAUCGGGCCUGUGGAAAAAGCCUGGACUGAGAUUUCCCAAAAGUGCCUGAACACUAAAAGCAUCUUUGUUCUAUUGGUUUAUAGUGGAACACAGGUGGGCUUAGACACUUUUUGGAAAACUCAAAAAAAAAAAGAAAGGAUGUGUCAUUUUUAGCACCCUGAAAUUUGUUUAUUUUUAGGGAGGAGGUGCAAUUAUUAACAUGAGUUCUAAAAAGCAACAAAGCAUUAUUGCCCCUAAUGAGGUGCAUGGAUGUGCUGAGACUCGCAGAUCCUUUUGAAGAAAUUCACUAAUUUGUUCUGCUUCGUUUUUUCCCCGCAUGUUUUGGCAAGUGAGGCCACAAGGGGGCAGUUUCCCUCAGCGUCGUGUGUGGGACGGAGGAACAGAGGGGAAGACAGACAGACAGGGAGAAAGAAAGAAAGAAAGAAAAAAAAAAAGCUGAAUAGAUCACUUUACCUCCACCAUUCCCCUGGAGUCCAUUACCCAGACGACAUUACUCAUGCUCAAACAGCAUUGUUUAGAGUAUUAUUGCUCAUCGAGCUACUUAAUGAUGUGGAAUCAUUUAAAACUAACAGUGUUUUCUGUGUUUCAUGGCUAAAUGAUAUGGAUUUUCACCACUGUGGACUAUCAUGAGGGAGAAGGCCUCUGUUCCUUCCUCUGUGUGUGUGUGUGUGUGUGUGUGUGUGUGGAGAGCGUGAUGAAUUUUCAGAAAGCACACACAUAACGCUAAUUAUACAUCCACUUAUUUCAACCUCGUCCCAGCGUUCAUUAGGCUUUUUGAUAAAUUAGGAAAUUACAACAAUAAGAUCGCGCUCCGCCCAUGAUCCUCACAAUGAACGGUUGUGACUGAGCAGCUCAUCGGGCGUCUCAUCAUUUAUCCCUUUGUGUACAUUUACGAGACUGUCUCCUUCAUUUAUGGGUCGCUCACCUGAACAAUGCACCUGCUCACUCCACAACAUUAGUUUCGGCAGUGAUGAUCCUCACCCCAUCUACCCUCAUUUUCUGUCUCACUGUCCCCCUGGAUGUCUGUCUCAGAUCCCUGCAUGGGCUCAAUUAAAACGGUUUUCCUUCCCUUCAGCUCCCGGGCGGUGGUGGCAACUCUUUGCAUGUGAGGUGCCAGUGAGAGGUCUUCAUUAUGCACUCCUUAAGAAGACUUGAUUUGAUUUGACAAGAUUUUAUUUUGAGGGGCCAAGCUUAAAGAAAUUCCCACAGCCGACCCCUCUGCCGCCCUCACCCCCUUCUCCCACCCCUCUCCUCAUAAUCCUCGACCAAAAAAGGGAGAAAAGUAUGUAGACCUUAUUUUCACUUGGCUGCGUGGAGCUCACGCUGGGAGAAAGUGUGUUAACUCUUUGUUAGGCGCGCAGAUAGAGCUGCUCCAACGCACACGGCAGAGAAUCGACAGCUAAAAUGAUUUUUAAGGGCUUGCGCUCAAGUUACACCAGAGGUCCGAGAUUAUCUCCGAUAGGAUUCACCUCUGCAGUUGGGAUAUCUCGAAGUAGCUGCACUUACUUAAAUUCCAGCAAUAGCUCAGAUCACAAUCACAUGUGUGAGUACUUCAGUUUAAGGUGAUGCACAGAUUUCCACCACCAAACCGAGACAAUGCUGUGAGAACUGACAAACACAAUGACUGAACGAAAUCUGUCCCAACAUGUCAUUGAGUGCCAUAUUAUGUCUUCAAAUCAUAUUUUUGAAAAGACAGCUGACAUGUUUCUUACAGUAUAAGAUGUUUUGUUGGAGUUUCAUUUGACAGUGUUUAAGUUUAUCUUGAAAAGACAAAAUCUCUAUUAUUAACAUUUAAAGCAAUAAUUGGACAUUAUUUGGAGAUACUUAAACAAGAUGGUAAUUUGCGAGCUUUAGAGUAGGCAGUUAACCUUAGACAGAGCCGGGCUCGCUGUUUUCCCCUGCCUUCUGCCAUCUUUAUGCUAAGCUAAGCUAACUGGCCACUGGCUGUAGCUUUUUAUUUACCACACAGACACUAGAGGGGUCUCAUUCUUCUCAUCUUGGCAAAAAAAAGUGAAUCAGCGCCAAAUGUUGAACUAUUCCUUUAAGCGAAACGUUUUGUGAAAUAAGUUUUGCAUUACAACAAAAUUGAUGAUUGUAGUGAUCUCAUUCCCCUGGCAGAUGAACUGCAUUUAUUUUAGCAAAAUUUUAAGACUCAGAUCUUUUUUUCAUCUUGGGUUUAGUAACACGAAGAUCUUCUGUGGUUAUCAAAGCAUCUCCACUUUUUAUUUGAACCUUUUUCUACUAAUAUCCACAGCGGACCAUAAACACUUGAACAUUUACAUCAGAUAUCGUUUAUUCUUUGAUAUAGAUGAAAGCCCUACUUUAAGUCACGUGCUGAUCAAGCGAGGGGCGGGGUCGGGGUCAAACUGUUGCAACAUAUAGUAUCUCCUCUGUCUGUGAAUGUGUAACGGAGACAGAUAUUUGCCUUACCUUUUAUGCAGGACUGAAUGAUUAGUUAGAGCGAGAGAGAGUUAAGUGGGAGGAAGAAAAGGAGAGAACACGAGACAUAAAAAGACGGCAAUGAGAAUGCUGAACAGAAAGCACAUUUCUCCCAACAGAUCGAAGCCACGGCGGCAACAAUAACAGUAUUAAGGGGAAGAGCAGCACUAAGCGUGACACACAGUAGCUAACAAGAGACUGUUCAUCCAUAGUACCAGACCUUAAGCGGUGCAUGGCUAAUGAUUCAACCAGACGGGGGAAGGGGCUUUGGUGGUUGUUUUGCAGCAUACAUUACUCUUAAUUUUCUACUUGCUUGAUAAAAGAACGCGGCUGCAGUGCUGUGACCAAUGGAAUUACAUAAAACGUAUUACAGACCGCUUGCGUCGGAUUAUUACUGUUUCAGGGUGCAGAGAAGUAAUUUCCCUUAGAGCCCAUUGAAUCACGUCCAAAUAAUUAUGUUUAAUCUCUUGAGAGGUUAAUUCAGACAAAACAUGAGUGUUUGAAACAUGUUUAAAGUCAUCUUUUCUUCCUGUAGGCAAAACCUUCACUGCAAAUAUCUAUUAGCCAGUAACAUUCAUUCAAGGAUUUUUGCAUGUACUGUAUUUAGCUUCAUAGCCUUUCAUUUGUGUCAUACCGGGUCUUGGACUUUCUAGUAUUUUUUAAAGCAAUCACCCAGUGGUGGUUGAGGUACAGUGUGAGCAGGCAUACAGAAAGGUUUCGCAUACGGUUUAGUGAAAGAAGGCUGGAAAUUUACAGUGCAUGUAAAACGGCUAUGUUGGGAUAUCGCCAUCCUGGCUUCUCAUCGAGACGCUGCAGUGUUACGUUAGCCACCCACACCAAGUUUUCUUAGGAACCAAAGUUAAAUUUCUGUUCUCAUGAUGAAAUAUUGAUGUUGUUCCAUGUAUGUGCCUUGAGGUUGAACUUACAAUGUAAAGUCCUUGAAACCUUUAAAUGUUUUUGCACAAACUGUAAAUACUUAAGUGAAGCUUUUUGAAAAUAAAAGAGCCAUUGGAUUUGA